CCAACAUGGCGUCGAACUGUAUUUUCUUCAAGAAGGCGGGCAACCGUAAGAACGUUCGUAAACGCAAGAUUAGCGAGCCGGAGAAGAGCUCUUCGAGCGGAGAAGAUGACGAUUCGGUUGUUCGGAGAGAGGCCCCCAAACGGGGCAAACAGACGACAACUUCAAAGGUCGAGAAGGUGGGGGUAACAGUCGAAUUCAAGUCGGAUAGGUCGGCUAAACGCGAGGGACCGGACGAUAUGGGCGCUACAUCGACGUACGAUCUCGAUACGGAGAGAGACCGCGACGCGACGGCCAUCGAGAGAAAAGCAGCCGACGUGAACCGCGAAUUGAAAGGCAAGGAGGAGGACAGCUUGUACAGAGGGGUGAACAACUACCAGCAGUACUACGAGGCCAAGGACACGGCCGUGGGAAAUAUCGGUGGAGGGCAGAAAAAGCGCGGACCCAUCCGGGCUCCCUUGCACAUCCGCAAUACAGUGAGAUGGGACUACCAGCCAGACCUUUGCAAGGACUACAAGGAGACGGGAUUUUGCGGCUUUGGCGACAGCUGCAAGUUUCUACACGAUCGGACAGACUAUAAGAGCGGCUGGCAGUUGGAUCGAGAAUUCGAGUCAAAACAGUAUGGCACACAAGGAGUGAAAGACUACGAAGUACGUUCAAGUUCGGACAGCGAAGACGAUCUGCCGUUUGCCUGUUUCAUAUGCAGGAAGUCGUUUAGCAAUCCUAUCGUGACGAAAUGCAGUCACUACUUCUGCGAAAGGUGUGCAUUGAAUCAUUACAGAAAGUCGACUCGAUGUUUUGUCUGUGCACAACAGACCAACGGCGUUUUUAAUCCUGCCAAGGGCUUGAUGUCUAAGAUAAAGAAAAAACAAGAAGCUGCAGAUAAGAAAGCAGAGGAGACAGUUGGUGGGGAUUGAAUCAGACAGACCAAUAUUUGUCUUGCUGUACACACAAGAUGAGAUGGAAGAUCUAUGCAUAUGAUUGUAUAUAUUGAACUCUGUAAACAGUGGCAUUGAUACUAUCCGUAAGUACAUUUAAUGGAUUAUAAGUGUGAAGUAUGGCUGGAGUGAUGGGUUCUGAGUACAUGGAGAGUUUGUGUGUUUGUUUGUUUGUUUACCCGGGGAAGUCCUUCAUUCAGUCUGACAGACCGACAGUCCGUGGAGCCAUACCAACACAACACACUACAACCAGACAACAAAUUCUACUACUAAACACUAAUACUUUGAAGUACAUGUAAUCAAGUCUCUCUGCUGUAUGUCUAUAAGCUAUCUCGACACAACACUCUCUAGUAGUUGGUCACUGAGCAGUGCAAGCGGAGAAUGCUCGUUUCAUGAAGUUACUUCUCGGAGAUGGCAAAAGCAACGUUUUCCUAUUCCUCGUACACGACUUCAGCAAUCCAUUCGUCGUUUGAAAAAGUGGGAAAGUAUGAUGGAGAGGCUGCGGAUGCAUCUGAAUGUCAUUACAGCUUGGAAUAAUCCAAUCCUGGCCUCAUAUCUUGGCAAGUCUAAAGCCAUCAAAGGGGUCGUAUGUUCUAUGAAAGGAGCAGCAUUCAUGAUGAGUCUGGCUGCUUAUCCUUCGACUGGUUAUAGUUUUCUGAAACUAGUUUUAAUGCAGCUCCUCCACACAGUAGAAGCAUAGCAUACUCUAGUAGUGAACAAACGAGUGAUUUGAAAAACAGUAUUCUGGACUCACGAGUCAGUGUUUAGACAGAAUAGAGUAAUUAAGUGUGUUUUCUGUGUUGUGUGUUAUAGGAUUAUCUACGUAAUAGUUAGGGCAGUUGAGCCUUUGAGCAACCUGCUACAACUGGUUCAGAUGAGUUGAUGUACAACUAGGAAGCAGGGAUGCGGACUCCAUACUAUCAGUCUUGACAAUAUGGCCCAUGCUUAUCUACAGUCUACAGAAGCUCAUGGAAUGAGUCAGAAUGUACUAUCUCUAGCUCAUCUACAGUAGCUGCUGCAUACUAUCUUGCCUGUCUGCACUUAUACUGUCUACUUCUAUUGAUUUGCAUCAUGCAAGAGAUUGCCAUCAC
Molecule: messenger RNA, 2026 nt
Organism: Corticium candelabrum
Lineage: Eukaryota; Metazoa; Porifera; Homoscleromorpha; Homosclerophorida; Plakinidae
Product: E3 ubiquitin-protein ligase RNF113A-like
Exons: 2
Coding region: 6-914 (302 amino acids)
Biological process (GO): snoRNA splicing
Cellular component (GO): U2-type spliceosomal complex
Molecular function (GO): metal ion binding
Source: RefSeq, a predicted model, not a curated record